AUGGCACCACCCUACACCCGAAUCCUCGACUUCUGGUUUAGCCCCAAAUCCUCCCCAACCCACCUCCAAGAGAAAUCCUUCUGGUACGGCAGCCCAUCCGACGACGCCCACGUCCGCCAUCACCUGGGUACAGACUACGAAUCCGCCCAAUCCGGCCUCCUAGAUAACUGGCAACACCUUGGCGACGGUGAGGGCGCACUAGCCCUAAUUCUACUCCUUGACCAGGUCCCCCGGAACAUCUUCCGAGGUUCACCGCGGGCGUAUGCCACGGAUAACAAAGCCGUAGCCGUGGCGCGGUAUGCGGUGCUGGGCCGUGGGUGGGAUCGUAAUAUGCCGAGUAUUCUGAGGAGGUAUAUGUAUUCGCCGUUUAAUCAUUCUGAGGAUUUACGGGACCAGGAGGUGUCGGUGAGGUUGUUUACGGAGUUGGGAGAUGGGUAUCAUUUACAUUGGGCUAGGAGUUUUUAUGAGCAGAUUAAACGGGAUGGGAGGUUCAAGCAUAGGGAUGCAGUGUUGGGGAGGAAAUAA
Messenger RNA from Aspergillus glaucus CBS 516.65, 525 nucleotides. Its product is annotated as DUF924 family protein. The transcript has a single exon. Bases 1 to 525 code for a protein of 174 amino acids. NCBI's taxonomy places the organism in Eukaryota, Fungi, Ascomycota, Eurotiomycetes, Eurotiales, Aspergillaceae. The record is from RefSeq and is a predicted model, not a curated record. Gene Ontology annotation, molecular function: protein binding.